AUGCUGAUGCAGCCAGGAGAUCCGAUCUUUCGGCAGAUAAAAAAAAAAGCUGCUCCGCUGCUGACGCGGCAUCGCGACGCCGCUCGGAGCGCACUUCGCACGACGCCGCGCGAUUGCCGCGGGACGUCGGACCGAACGUCGAUUCCUCGCGCGCGAACGCGCGCGCGCUCGGUGGACGCGCGCGCGCGCGACGCCCUCGGCGACGGUCGGGAGGGGGGAAACGCGGUCGCGUCGCGAAAGAAAAUCAUCACUCGGACUACGAUGACGACGGAAAACAACGAGAGCCCGCCGUCGCCGAAGGGCCUCUCCUCCGAGAUCGGCCCGGCUCUGUUCCCGGACGCGUCCUCGGUGGGCGCGUCCAUCGCCGCGCCGCCCGGUCUGCUGAAGAGCCUCCUCUUCGGCGUCCAGCCGCCGAACUCGCACUCCACGCUCGUGUCGAGCCGCUCGUUCGCGAAGAUGGACUUCGUCGGAGGCGAAGAGGAUGCGCACGACGCGUGGCGCGACAAGUACAACGCGCAUCGGAGAGCGUCGCUGGACGAGGGAGGAACGGGAACGGGAACGGGAAACGGAACGAAGGGCGGCGGCGGCGGCGGCGGCGGCGGCGUCGCGAUCGACGCGCACGUCGCCGCGCGGGACGCGGGGUUCGGAGGACGCGGCGGGCUCGUCGUCGGAUCCGCGCCGGCGGGGACGGGGGGCACUCGGACAGGGUUCGCCGCCGCCCGCCCCGGGCCGACGCUGCACGAUUUCGGGUUCCGCGGCCGCAUGUUCUCGUCGUCGGUGCCGGGGAACAAAGGUGGUAAAGGCGGCGGCGCGUGA
Micromonas pusilla CCMP1545 is the source of this 816-nucleotide messenger RNA. RefSeq lists its product as uncharacterized. The record is from RefSeq and is a predicted model, not a curated record. NCBI's taxonomy places the organism in Eukaryota, Viridiplantae, Chlorophyta, Mamiellophyceae, Mamiellales, Mamiellaceae. The transcript has a single exon. The coding region runs from base 1 to 816 and encodes 271 amino acids.